GCCGCCAUUUUCCUCGGAGCGGAAGAAGGAAGAGCAGAGGGAAAACAUUCAUCUCCGGUGGAAAAAAUCCUCCACAAACACCGAAUCUGUGCGAUGGAAGUCCCGGGACCGGACAGCGACUGGAGGAGCCCCCAGUUCCGACAGAAAGUCGUCGCUCAGAUUGAAGAGGCCAUGAGAAAGGCGGGAACAGCGCACACCAAGUCCAGCAACGACAUGGAGAACCACGUGUACGUCAAAGCCAAAUCCAGAGAGGAGUAUUUGUCUCUGGUGGCGAGGCUGAUCAUUCACUUCCGAGACAUCCACAAGAAGUCCCUGGGAGGUCCAGAUCCCAUGAAUACCCUGACUAACCUGACAGGGGUUGGAGGGGGCCCGGGCGCCAUUGGCAUGGGGCCUCGCCCCACCGGUGCUCCAGUGGGUGGCAUGGGGGCCAUGGGGCCGAUGCAGAUAGGCCAGCAUGCCAUGGCAGGGGUGGCUGGAAACCCACAAGCCAUAGGGGGUCCGGGCCAGAUGCCGAUGCAGCAGAUGGUGCAAGCGCAGCAGCAGCAGCAGUCCAUCCAGUUCCAGCAGUUCCAGCAGCAACAGCAGCAGCAGCAGAACGCCAUGCAGCAGCAGAACGCCAUCCAGCAGCAGUUCCAGGUGCAGCAGCAGCUGAGGGUGCAGCAGCUGCAGCAGCAACAGCAGCAGCACCAACAGCUCCAGCAGCAGCACCAGAACCAGCAGCAGCAGCAGGCCCAGAACCAGCAGCAGCAGAACCAGAUGCACCAGACGAGGAUUCAGCAGCAGCAGCAGCAGCAGCAGCAGAUGGUGCAGCUGCAGCUCCAGCAGCAUGCCCAGGCUCAAGCUCAAGCUCAGGCUCAGGCUCAAGCUCAAGCUCAAGCUCAAGCCCAGGCUCAGGCCCAGGCUCAGGCCCAGGCUCAGGCCCAGGCUCAGGCCCAAGCCCAGGCUCAGGCCCAGGCCCAGGCUCAAGCUCAGGCUCAGGUCCAGGCUCAGGCCCAGACCAUGCAGCACAUGGUUCAGCAGCAGCAGCAGCAGGUUCAGGCCCAGGGUCAGCCUCAGCCGGGUCAGAUGCCUCCACACUCUCAGCAGCAGCAGCAGCAGUCCGGCAUGGUGCCUCAGUCUCUGCCCGGACAGAUGACGUCCGCUCAGCACGUUCCCAUCAACUCGCUGAAUCAGCAGCAGCAGCAGCACCAGCUAAAGAUCCAGGCCUUCCAGCAGGCCCGUGCAGUCUUGCAGCAGCAGCAGGUCCAGCAUGCUCAGCAGGCAGCGCAGCAGGCCCAGCAGGCCCAGCAGGCAGCAGCUCAGGCGCAGCUCAACGCAGUCGCUGCAGCAGCCGCCGCCGCCGGACCGGGACAGGUGAGACUGCAGCCACGGCAAGCUCAGUUGGGUCGUCCUGGGAUGCAGAUUUCUAACCGACCUCGAGCCGCCCUCAACCCCUCCAUCCCUCCUCCAAAUGCUGCUGCCGCUGCCGCCGCCGCCGCUGCUGCCGCCGCCGCCGCUGCUGUGGGAGGACAGCCGAUGACGCAGCAGGUGCAGCAGCACUCGAUGAUGUCAUCGCCCUCACCUGUGCAGGUUCAGACGCCGCAGUCGAUGCCCCCUCCUCCCCAGCCAUCACCGCAGCCCCCCACCUCACAGCCCAACUCGGCCAGCUCCGGCCCAACUCCGUCUCCAGGGGGUUUCCAGCCCAGCCCCUCCCCUCAGCCCUCACAAAGCCCUGCCACCGCCCGCACCCCCCAGAACUACGGAGUCCCCUCUCCAGGACCACUUAAUACUCCAGGUAACCCCAGCUCAGUGAUGAGUCCGGCGGGGGCCACGUCUCUGGAGGACCAGCAGUACAUGGAGAAACUCAAACAGCUCUCCAAGUACAUUGAACCUCUGCGCAGGAUGAUCAACAAGAUCGACAAAAACGAAGACAGGAAGAAGGACCUGAGUAAGAUGAAGAGUUUGCUCAACAUCCUGACCGAUCCAAACACCAGGUGUCCUCUGAGGACUCUGCAGAAAUGUGAGAUAGCUUUAGAGAAGCUGAAGAACGACAUGGCUGUGCCGACCCCCCCUCCCCCUCCCGUGGCCACCAAGCAGCAGUAUCUCUGUCAGCCGCUGCUGGACGCCGUCAUGGCCAACAUCCGCUCUCCGGUCUUCAACCACUCCCUGUACCGGACCUUCGCCCCCGCUAUGACCGCCAUCCACGGACCCCCCAUCAUGGGUCCCAACGUCUCCGGUCGGAAGAGGAAGCACGAGGAGGACGAGCGGCAGACCAUCCCCAACAUCCUGCAGGGGGAGGUGGCUCGCCUGGACGUCAAGUUCCUGGUCAACCUGGAUCCUUCCUUCUGCAGCAACAACGGCACCGUGCACCUCGUCUGCAAGCUGGAUGAUAAAAACCUCCCCAGCGUUCCCCCCCUGCAGCUCAGCGUUCCUGCUGAUUACCCCGAGCAGAGUCCGUACUGGGCCGAUGACGGGGAGCAGUACGGUGCGAACAGCUUCCUACAGACGGUCCACAGAAAUAUGACGUCCAAACUGCUGCAGCUGCCGGACAAACACUCAGUGACGGAACUGCUCAACACCUGGGCUCAGAGCGUCCGCCAGGCCUGUCUGUCUGCAGCCUGAGGCCCCGCCCACUGCCCACCUGACCUCACCUGCUGCAGCCACAGUAACCCCACCCCACACACUGUUUACAUGGACACUACAGUCUGACUCGACAUCAGACCGGUCUCAUGUCUGUGACUCGUCACUUUCAGACAUUUUCAAACUUUAAAGGUUCUGGGUCAAACUGCAACUCAGACCACAUGACUCAGCCUGGUAACAGAUUGACAGGUGUGAGGCGUUCAGGGACUAAAGUGAGGGUGGAGGGUAAAAGGAGGAACUGAACACUUUGGAUUCAGCUGAAGGACCUAAAGAACCUCAUGUUCAGACAAGAACUGCAUUAAGAUCUGCUACAAGGACACAAAUCCCCUCUCCAUUCACCCCUACAGCCACCGUCACAAACCCCCAACACACCUUAAGAACCAGUUUAAGGACCCAACGAACCCCAAUAUCAACCUGUAGAACCCCCCCAAGGACUAAAGGAACCCUUUAGUUGCAACUGCAAAAAUCAUUUCUGGAGAGAGAGAACCUUUCAAACACAUUGACUGUACCUGGUUUUCAGUCUCACCUGUCGGACCUGUUUAACUGUCAUAAAUAAUGUGGAUGUGGGAAAUGAUCCAGCUGACGUCACGUAGUCUGAGUCUGACAUUAGUCCUGAGUCCAGCUCCUCACCUGUCAGGUGUCCACCUGUGUCCAGGUUUUAGACGGAGCCACUUGCUUGUAGACAACAUCUCCAGUCAGGAAACGUAAAGGGAAACGAGCAACAGCUCAGCUGUUAAUUUAUCCUGGCUUUUAUUCUGCUCCCUGAACGCAUCACAAGUUUGUUUCUGUUGCUUAUUUAGUUGGAACGAGUUUAGUUCUGUUUGAGGUGUAAUUAAGUUUUGUACCACAGAAGAAGAAGAUGAUGAUGAUGAUGAUGUGUGGAAAAAGGUUUGUACACUUUGGUUCAAAGUGAAAAUAUAAAUGUAUUUUCUGCUUUUAUAAAUAAAAACUUGUCAUUUGAUCUUUUUAAA
Messenger RNA from Seriola aureovittata, 3590 nucleotides. It is a transcript of the gene med15, whose product is annotated as mediator complex subunit 15. The record is from RefSeq and is a predicted model, not a curated record. Bases 94 to 2601 code for a protein of 835 amino acids. Lineage: Eukaryota; Metazoa; Chordata; Actinopteri; Carangiformes; Carangidae. Gene Ontology annotation, molecular function: transcription coregulator activity. Gene Ontology annotation, biological process: regulation of DNA-templated transcription. The transcript is spliced from 18 exons.